This is a messenger RNA of Anopheles darlingi, 1515 nucleotides long. RefSeq lists its product as uncharacterized. The coding region runs from base 260 to 994 and encodes 244 amino acids. The record is from RefSeq and is a predicted model, not a curated record. NCBI's taxonomy places the organism in Eukaryota, Metazoa, Arthropoda, Insecta, Diptera, Culicidae. The transcript is spliced from 3 exons.
GGAAGACCGGCUGGGUCGUCGUCUGCCAUUCUCAUUAGUGUUGGCAAAAACGGGAGGAGUGGAUUCGUCUGAUCAGUGUUACUGCUUUUGCCCAACAACGCCCAACCUAGAUGAUCUGAUCAGGCAACAGCUGUCAAAUUGGAGUUGUAAAUAAAAUAAACAAAGCGAUGAGGAAUGCCGCUCGGUCUUUUUGAACAGAAUUCCGUUUUUAAGUACUGUAAAGCAUAUUUCACAUUGAGUGUAAGUAGAUAACAUAGGAAUGGAUAAACCUACAAGCGGCGUGGGCAAACUGAAAACCCACAAAAAACGCAUCGCUACCACGAGCCGGUUUAAGGGAGGAAAGGGCAUAGAAAACAAGGAAAGGUGGACUUCUAAGAACAUUAUGAAGCUCAUUGAAAACCUCCACAAGUUUCCCAUCUUGUGGGAUCCGCAGCAUCCGGAGUAUAAAGUGAGGAGCAAAAGACUCCAAGCCUGUGUCGAGUUGGCAAACAUCUUCCUCGUUUCUAUUGGAGACAUUAAGAAGAAAAUUGAAAACUUACGAACAGUGUACAACAGGAACCGCAAUGCUAUCCAAUGUAAGAGUGCCCUUGGUGAAGUUACAGCCACAAAGUGGUUCGCUUACGACGCAAUGGAUAACCUGCUUGGUUCGACGUACGAACCAAUCAUUUUUCAAGGAGUGGAGUCGGAAUGGAAGGAUUCCAGCUUUCUAAACGAGUGCGAAGAGGAUGAAUCGCAAUCUGCUAUAACAUCUUCUUCACCGAGCCGUAAGGGUAAACGUAGUGAUCCGGAAGAGGAACCGUCCAACGCUACAACCAACACUACAAAAAGCUCCAAUUCCGCUAUCUCCAAUUGCGAUUCGGUGGAACUCGGAUGUGCCUUUUUGGCAACAAUAUUGAGGACCUCGAAAAGGUCCGAGUCGGACAAACUAAAAUUCAUGUUUCACAUGCAGAAAUGUUUUUAUGAGUUUGAAAAAGGAAGCUUAAAUAUGAAUUAAUCGCGCUUUCUUACAGUCGAAGCAUUAAGUUGUUAAUUAACCUAUUCAAUAUUUCAAAAUAUAGUAUGGAUUCGUUGCAUAAGAAAGUAUGGAUUGGUAUUACGUUGAAAUUCAACCGUUUAGUGAAGCUAUUUUUUUCUCAAGUUUUUAUAAACCUGCCGUGACGGUUGUAAUAAUUGCAAUUAAUUUGAACACUGAAGUGAAACAUCAAUCCCUUCGUUUUGCUCCAACCAACUCAUAAAUAGGGCGACUGAUCAGGCUUGAAGGUUUGUUCCCAAUUCAAUUCGAAAGGUUGGUCAAUCGAUUUAGCAAAGAAGGCGAUAUAGAAGGAAGAUAGAGUCUGUCACAGCGGGCGUUUUCAGCAAAAACUGUUAGUAGUAUAAUUUACCGACAAAGUUCUAUUCACUACCGAACAAAUAAGUAAUUUUCUGCAAAACAACUUUGUUUCAAUUACUGAAAUGUAUUUUUUGAAACUACUUAUCACUAGAUAAUUUAGCUUUUAGCAAAUAAAUACUCUACAA